UCAUUCAUUUCAUUGUUUAGUUUUCUCUUUCUAGAUUCUCUCUUUCUUUUCGAAGAGAGAGGGUGAGGUCAAUCCUAUUCCUAUCGUCGCAUUCUUUCUGGAUCUCCUCUGCAAUUAGAUCAGUUUUUUAUCUCUUUAAUUUUAUUAGUAUUAAUGUGUAUGUGUGUGUGUGUUUUUUUUUUUGAAUUUAGGGUUGGGGGUUUUACUUUUUAUUUAUUACAAGUUUGAUGAUCUAGGGUUGGGUGAGUUCAAAAUCGUGAAUAGGUGAAUAAAAGCAAGGGUAAAAAAAGGGAUUGAUGGUGCUCGUUUUAGGGCAAAAUGCAAGGGUAUCAUGCGUAUGCGUAUGCAUGGAUGGCGAGCUGGUGAAGAGGAAGACCACCAGAGGAAACGGCACAUGUGGACUGUCCCUCCACGUGGCUCUCCGAUUUUAGAUGCACUUGCUCAUGGUGCUGCCACUGCUUCUUAUUCUCCCAAUUCAACUACUUUCUUCUCCAAGGAUGGACGCAAAAUUAGUGUUGGUGAUUGUGCACUUUUCCUGCCUCCCAAGGAUUCUCCUCCCUUCAUUGGAAUAAUUCGUUCAGUGACUGUUGGUAAAGAGAAUAAGUUAACAUUGAGUGUAAAUUGGCUUUAUCGACCAGCUGAAGUAAAACUUGGCAAACGCUUCCCAUUGGAGGCUGCGCCAAACGAAAUUUUCUAUUCCUUCCAUAAGGAUGAGAUUCCUGCUGCUUCCUUAUUGCAUCCGUGUAAAGUCGCAUUCCUUCCAAAAGGUGUUGAACUUCCAUCAGGAAUUGUCUCUUUUGUGUGCCGCAAAGUAUAUGAUAUUACCAAACAGUGUUUAUGGUGGUUAACUGAUAAAGACUAUAUGACUGACCGACAGGAAGAAAUAGAUCAAUUAUUGCAUAAGACUCGUGUAGAAAUGCAUGCAACUGUGCCCCCAGGUGGCCGUUCCCCAAAGCCAAUGAAUGGCCCAACUUCUACUUCACAAUCAAAACAUGGUUCGGAUAGUGUGCAAAACAGUGCUUCCUCCUAUCCAUCACAAAUAAAAGGGAAGAAAAGGGAAAGGGGUGAUCAGGUCUCUGAGCCUGUUAAGCGAGAACGUUCUUCAAGAAUGGAGGAUGGGGAUUCUGGUCAUAAUAGAACGGAUAGUUUAAAAUCUGAGAUUGCUAAAUUUACAGAUAAGGGGGGACUUGUAGACUAUGAUGGGGUAGAGAAAUUGGUGCAGCUCAUGAUACCUGAGAAAAAAAUAGAUUUGGUUUGCCGGUCAAUGCUUGCUGGUGUGGUGGCUGCAACAGACAACAAUGAUUGCCUUAAUUGGUUUGUGCAGCUUAAGGGUUUACCUGUGUAUGAUGAAUGGCUCCAAGAGGUCCACAAAGGAAAGAUUGGUGAUGGUAGCAGCCCCAAGGACAGUGAUAAAUCAGUUGAGGAGUUUCUAAUAACUUUACUUCGUGCACUUGAUAAGCUGCCUAUAAAUCUUCAUGCACUGCAAAUGUGUAACAUUGGAAAGUCUGUGAAUCAUUUGCGUACACACAAGAAUUUGGAAAUUCAAAAGAAGGCAAGGAGUUUAGUUGACACCUGGAAGAAACGUGUUGAGGCUGAAAUGGAUGCGAAACCAAAUCAGGCUGUCUCCUGGCCAGCUAGACCCAGGCUUCCAGAAGCUACUCCUGGUGGGAACAGACAGUCAGGUGGAUUCUCUGAGGUUUCUGUAAAGAGCUUGGUGAUGCAGCCUACUGCUUCUAAAACUUCUUCAGUCAAGCUUGUGCCAGGGGAGACCGCUAUGAAGUCAGCAUUUGCAUCUCAAGUGUCUGUGAAAUCAACAACAUCACCUACAUCUGUGGGCUCAAACCUAAAAGAUGGACAGUCUCGCAAUUCUGCUAGUGGUGGUGCAACUGACCUACCUUCAACUCCGGCAAAGGAUGAGAAAAGCAGCAGUGCUGGUCAGUCCCACAACAAUACUCACUCUUGUUCCAUUGAUCAUACCAAAACUGGGGGAUGCUCUGGGAAAGAGGAUGUUAGGAGCUCUACUGCUGCUUCAGUGACCACAAACAAGGCCUCUGGUUCUUCACGGUCUCGAAAAUCUGUUAAUGGUUUCCCUUGUUCAAAUCUUUCAGGGGUUCAAAGAGAAACUGGAUCAAACAGAACUUCUCAGCACAGGAAUCAAGCUUCAGAAAGACCAUAUCAUUCGAGUUUAAUAAGUGACAAAGCAAUAGAUAUAUCUGCUGUUGAGGGGAGUAAUCACAAGCUAAUAGUUAAGAUCCCAAAUCGAGGUCGCAGUCCAGCCCAAAGUGCCAGUGCAGGAUCUCUUGAAGAUCCUCUGGUCACAAACAGCAUAGCAUCCUCUCCCAUUCUCUCAGAGAAGCAGGAUCAGUUUGAUCGUAACCUCAAGGAAAAAAAUGACACACUUCUUGGAGUUGACGAGGGAGAUGGGGCACCAUCUGUUGCUCCUGAAUCAUCAGGCUGUCAGACUGAUGAUGAUACAAAGGCAUUUACUGAAAUUUCGAAAGAUGCUUCUUUAUCAUCAGGAAAUGAACAUAAAAAUACAAAGCGGCAACAAAUUCCUUUCAGUGCUUUGGUCAAGUAUUCUGCAGUAGCUGCAUCUGUGCCAGUUGGGGAUGAUAUCGGAAUGAAUCUGCUUGCAAGUGUGGCUGCUGGGGAGAUGUGCAAAUCUGACAUAGUUUCACCAGAUGUCUCUCCACGAAGAAACACUCCUGUCCAUGAGCAACUCUGUGAUGACAAAGAUUCAAGAGUAAAAUCAUCUCUGGGAGUCAAUCUUUCUCCAGAACAGAGUCAGUCUAUUGAUGGUGCCGACGAUGAACAUGGGAAGCAGGUUGAUCGUACUUUGCCAGCCAAGAAUACAGAUACUAAUCUGGAGAAAUCUGCAAGAGAUCUAACUGGACAGAUAAAUAUUUCCCCAGUGGAUUUGCCGCAGACUAGAAAUGCAUUUCAGGAGAGAUCUGAGAAUUUGAAACAAGAUAUAAAUGAGGAGAUCUCAGAUGCUACAGCCAAAUAUCUUGAGGGAAAGGCUGGUAGUAGAGUGGAUACAGAUGGCAGUCCAGGUGCUAAACAAAAGAUCAGUAGCUCUUUACUAACUGUGGAUAGGGUCUCUGAACCUGUUGUAAAAGUUGAGACUGAAGCCCUUGAAGGAUCACAAUCAUAUCGAUCUUCGGAAAUUGAUGGUGAGACUAAGAAAAAUGUGAAUGAUGGAUUUAAUAACGACAUACAGACAGAACAGAAACUUUCUACUGUGGUAAAACAGUUUGACUUUGUCAAAGGAACAGAUGCGAAAAUGCUGCAUACGUCUGGUCCUGGUAAAGAUAUGGCUUCUGAAAAUGUUGAUGAAGUGAAAGCUGACAAUGCUGAUGAAGUUGAUGUAACCAGUCAUCUUAGUGAUGGUGAAAAGCAGAAGACUGAAUGGAGAACUAAAGUUCCUUUGACUCAUUCGGAUCAGAACGAACCGAAUUCGGGCUUAGAUGUCUCUGAUCACAAGUGUGAGCACAUUGAGGAAACAGUAGAAAGUAAUGAGGGCAAAAAGCAUCAUUGUGCUGGUCCAGCUUCUCCAGAGGUACCCCCUGCAUUGCAAGUGCAAGAAACAGGACAGCACGGGAGGCUGGGAGUUCCUAAGUUGACUGGGGAUGAGGUAGAUGAAGCAGAGGUCUCUUCAUCGACCACUGCCGAUGUGUCUUUCUCCACUGGAGGUGUGACUGAUAUGGAAGCAAAAGUUGAAUUUGAUCUAAAUGAAAAUUUUAGUGGAGAUGAUGGAAAAUAUGGAGAGUUGAAUCACCUGACAGCCCCAGAUUGUUCAGGUACUGCUCAACAAUUGAUUAGCCCUUUGCCAUUCCCAGUUUCUUCCGUCUCUAGUAGCCUUCUGGCAUCCAUUACAGUAGCUGCUGCUGCAAAAGGGCCUUUUGUUCCACCAGAAGACCUCCUGAGAAGUAAAGGGGCACUUGGUUGGAAGGGGUCUGCAGCAACAAGUGCAUUUCGACCGGCUGAACCUAGAAAGGCUCUGGAGAUUCCAUUGGGUGAAACUAACAUAUCUCUUUCCAAUGCUACACCUGGAAGACAUAGUCGCCCUCCUUUGGAUAUUGACUUAAAUGUACCAGAUGAGAGAAUAUUUGAGGAUUUGGUUUCUCGGGGCUCUACUCAAGAUACAUUUUGUGUAUCUGGCCUUACAAAUAAUCGUGAUGUGUCACAUGAACGGAUAGGUUCCACACCUGCUCGGUGCUCUGGUGGUCUUGACCUAGAUUUGAAUAGAGUUGAGGAGCUUACUGAUGGUAAUAUCUCAACAAGCAAUGGUCAUAAAGCAGAUAUUCCAGUUCAGCCUGUCACAUCAUCAUCGGGUGGUCUUUUCAAUGGUGAAGUGAGUGUUCGUAGAGACUUUGAUUUGAAUGAUGGACCUGUAGUUGAUGAGAUGAGUACAGAUCCAGCAUUGUUCAAUCAGAACACUAGAAGCAUACCACCCCAGCCACCGGUUUCUGUUCUCCGGAUGAACACGGCUGAUACAGGAAACCUUGCAUCAUGGUAUCCCAGAGGGAACACGUAUUCAACUGUCACAGUUCCAUCAUUGCCUGAUAGAGAGCAGCAGCCUUUUUCAAUUGUUGCACCGGGUGCGCACCAAAGGAUGUUGACCCCCCCUUCUGUUGGCACCUCAUUUGUUCCUGAUGUUUUCAGGGGGCCAGUUUUGUCAUCUUCUCCUGCCGUUCCCUUUCCAUCUACUCACUUCCAAUAUUCCAUCUUCCCUUUUGGAACCACCUUUCCACUUCCAUCAGCCACUUUCUCUGGUGGUUCAACAGCCUAUGUGGAUUCAUCAUCUGGUGGGAGGCUAUGCUUCCCUGCAAUGAAUUCACAAAUAUUGGGACCAACACCUGCAGUCCCAUCUCAUUACCCAAGGCCGUACGUAGUUAGCCUCCCUGAUGGUAGCAACAAUUCUAAUGCCGAGAGUGGUUGGAAAUGGGGAAGACAGGCUCUAGACUUAAAUGCAGGACCUGGAGUCCCAGAUAUAGAAGGUAGAGAUGAGACAUUACCUCUUGUGCCAAGGCAACUAUCUGUUGCUAGUUCACAGGCCCUGGCGGAGGAGCAAGCAAGAAUAUAUAUGCCUGGUGGCAUUCUGAAGAGGAAGGAACCUGAAGGAUGGGAUGGCUACAAGCGACCUUCAUGGCAAUAUUAAUUUCAUAUUUCACCAUUUGCUGACCCAUGAAAUCUUUUCUUCAGGGAUGGGCAGUGGCUAACCUGCAGAGGUCGUCUAACAUGUGCUCAUGGAGGUUGGGUGGUAAGUGAGUUAUUUGAUGUUGUCCAUAGCCUCCGACCCCCAUCCUUCUGCUGUAUCAACUUUAUCAUAAAGAUCUGUUGGGUUUCUGAGCUGUGUGUUGGUUGAAUUUGUUCUGGGUGGUGCAGAUCAGUUUCUCCUUUGUAGAUAUUAACUAUUGGAAAUCAUGCACUGUGCUGCCCACACAUUCAAAAUUGGUGCCCGUAGUGGCGUUUAAGCAUCAAGAAAAUAUACUUUUGAACCCAGAACCAUCCCUCUUCCAAUCCUUAUUAUGGGGGUCGAAUUGAUCUGCUUUAUGCUGAAAGUCCUUUUGUAUGUACUUUGAUGUUAAUUUAUCUUUCUUUGCUUCCUUCUCAAUCCAUUUUCUUUUAGUUGCAUAUAUAUAAGCAGAGUGGAUGCUGAAUUUUGAUACUAGGAGCUUUCUUGAUCUGGCAUGUUUUAGUUGCUGUGGUUGAUCUUGUAUUCUUAUGUUAGUCUAUUUUAUUUAUUAACCCUCAUUGUAGUUCA
Molecule: messenger RNA, 5767 nt
Organism: Mangifera indica (mango)
Lineage: Eukaryota; Viridiplantae; Streptophyta; Magnoliopsida; Sapindales; Anacardiaceae
Exons: 4
Coding region: 332-5161 (1609 amino acids)
Cellular component (GO): nucleus
Molecular function (GO): chromatin binding
Source: RefSeq, a predicted model, not a curated record